Triticum dicoccoides is the source of this 2029-nucleotide messenger RNA. RefSeq names its product protein DA1-related 2-like. Gene Ontology annotation, molecular function: ubiquitin binding. Bases 232 to 1743 code for a protein of 503 amino acids. The transcript is spliced from 12 exons. NCBI's taxonomy places the organism in Eukaryota, Viridiplantae, Streptophyta, Magnoliopsida, Poales, Poaceae. The record is from RefSeq and is a predicted model, not a curated record.
CCACAUAGCUUUAUUCUCCAAGAACUUAAGCCCCCCUCUCCCCCUCCCCCUCCUCCGUCCAUUCCAGCACCUCUUGCUUCUCAAUCCUCCUCCCCUGCUCCCCGCAAACAUCGUGAUCGCCGCCGUUGUUCUUGCCACCUGAAAGUUCCCCGCUGUUAUUCCUCGGCGGCUGUCAGCGCGGUGCGUCGUGUAUAUAUAUGCCGGGUUGGAACGCCGGUGGUUCCUCAGUAGAUGGCCUACCCCUCGAGGGCUGCUUAUAAUCAGUGUGGCCACGAAAGAAGAUCCAGCUUCAUGAAGUGGCUCUGCAAUUUCCUCAAGGGGACGAAGCCCGUGGAGUCAAACCACCGGCGGCGGCCUCGGGUGACCGCGGGAGAAGAGAGCUCGCUCUGGCAACAAGAACCAGUCAGGCCAAAGAGGGAGGAUCCACCUAGACAUGACAAUGAAGAAUUGGACCGUCAGAUUGCACUCUCUCUUGCAGAGGAAGCCAAACGUCCUAAAGAGCGAAACCAUAACAAGGGAGAGAACGAUGAAGACCUCGCCCAGGCCAUGCAGGACAGUCUGAACAUGAAUCCUUACAUGCCACACAAUCCAUAUGCCCCCUCCCAGGCCUUGCCUAGAGGGCAAAGGGUCUGUGGUGGCUGCAAGCAUGAGGUAGGACAUGGCCAUUACUUGAGCUGCAUGGGAAUGUACUGGCAUCCUCACUGCUUCCGUUGCUCUUCCUGCACUCACCCUAUCCGCGAGACCGAGUUCACCUUGCUAGGCGCAGAGCCAUACCACAAGUUGUGCUACAAGGAGCUACACCACCCGAAAUGUGAUGUCUGCCUUCAAUUUAUCGCAACGAACAGGACGGGCUUGAUAGAGUACAGAGCCCAUCCAUUCUGGGGCCAGAAGUAUUGCCCCUCACAUGAGCUUGACCGCACACCUCGUUGCUGUAGCUGUGAGAAAAUGGAGCCAAGGAACACGAAGUAUAUGUCGCUGGGAGACGGGCGCAGUUUGUGCAUGGAAUGCCUGGAUUCUGCGGUCAUGGACACGGGUGAAUGCCAACCCCUGUACCACUCCAUCAGGGACUACUACGAAGGGAUGAACAUGAAACUCGACCAGCAGAUACCCAUGCUCCUGGUUGAGCGGCAAGCCCUCAACGAGGCAAUGGAAGGAGAGUGCAAAGGACCUCACCACAUGCCUGAAACAAGAGGCCUGUGUCUGUCGGAGGAGCAGACUGUGAGCAGUAUACUUAGAAGGCCCAGGAUUGGUGGACAUAGGUUACUAGAUAUGAGAACCCAGCCACAAAAGCUGACUCGCCGAUGUGAAGUCACUGCAAUUCUUGUCUUGUAUGGACUCCCCAGGCUACUAACUGGAUCCAUCCUUGCCCAUGAAUUGAUGCACGGGUGGUUGCGCCUCAAAGAUUACCGAAACCUAAGCCCAGAGGUUGAGGAGGGUAUAUGCCAAGUCAUGUCUUACUUGUGGCUCGAGUCGGAGAUUCUUCCAGCUUCUACAAGACACGCUCAACCUUCAACCUCUUAUGCUUCAUCCUCGUCGUCUUCCUCGUAUCGACCACCAUCAUCCAAGAAGGGUGGCAUAUCUCACACCGAGAAGAAGCUCGGUGAGUUCUUCAUGCAUCAGAUUGCCAAUGACACCUCAACAGCAUAUGGUGACGGAUUCAGAACUGCCUAUAAAGCUGUCAACAAGUAUGGCCUUCGCCAGACACUGAACCAUAUACGUUUAACUGGAGGUUUUCCUGUGUAACACAAGGAAACACCAUGUCCAUAUCGGAGAAAUGCAGAGAUCAUGUGCACAUACAUAAGGAGAUGAAUGUGCUACAGAAGAAGGGUUCGGAUUUCAGUGACCUUGCAUUUUCAGAGGGGUCAUUCAGAGUGAAUCAGGAAAGGAACUGCAUUUGCUCGAAGUAACAGGAUGGAAGGUGUAAUAAGAUGACACAAGAAACACCAAUGUAACUAGCAGCAUUGCUGAUGCUAAUGUAUUGAGGUAUUUAUGUAUGUAUAUGUGUAAAGUCAAGUUGUCUAUUAUUGCA